Anopheles cruzii is the source of this 2308-nucleotide messenger RNA. Its product is annotated as T-cell immunomodulatory protein. Gene Ontology annotation, cellular component: plasma membrane. The coding region runs from base 177 to 2009 and encodes 610 amino acids. The transcript has a single exon. NCBI's taxonomy places the organism in Eukaryota, Metazoa, Arthropoda, Insecta, Diptera, Culicidae. The record is from RefSeq and is a predicted model, not a curated record.
CUUUAGUUAUCUACGUCGUUAUCAGUGGAUUUUCGUGAAGAAUAAAGGGAAGAUCCCGAAAAAAGGAAAGCGAUACGAUUUCGCCCGGACGGUCUUGGUCACAGUUUCCAUCGCACGCUACGAUGUGUGUCCAGAACCGAGUGUGAAUUCUUCCGGAACAGGAGCAGGCAAAAGAAAUGGAGUCCCAGGUUCUACUUCCAUUCGGGCGGUCUUUAUUUUACCUGCUGGUCAGUGGUUUACUACUCUCGGCUACGGCACGAGGCGGUGACAUUAUCGACAUCACUAGCCAGGCGUUCGACAAGCUGACCGAUGCGAUCCCUGCGGCAUACGGAGAUUUCAACUCGGACGAGUUGACCGACGUGUUUGUGCUGCGAAACAACUUCCACACGCUCCAGAUACUGCUCGGCAGUGAGGACAAACCGUUACUGCAGGAGGGCCCGCGAUGCGACUACCGGAACCAUCGGAUUACGAGCAUAGUGCCGGGCGAUUUCGAUGGCGACGCUUACAUGGACGUGCUUUUUACCGUACAGCACGAGGGCAGUUCUAUCGAGGAUUACACGUACGUUUACAUCAACUGGGGAUCCUCGGAGCAGAUGAACUGCACGGCGGAGGACGAAAAGCCGCUGAUCGAGAUGAUUGGCCAACCGCUGGCACUGGACUACGAUAACGAUUUCAUCAUCGAUCUCUUCGGCAUGGACAUGAAGCGGCAGCGAACGUUUUGGAUCUUCAAAAAACCAGACGAUACCGGCCGGGGAGGCCCCUUUCCGGUGCGGCUGGACAACGGGAAGCACGGAUCGGAGCUCUCGAUACCGCACUCACACGCCAUUAUCGAUCUGGAUAAGGACUUCAGUGCGGAUCUGUUUCUCACGACGACGACCGGGUUCGAGGUGUGGCACGGAACGGAAAGCGCGCGCAAGUUUGUGUACAGCCACAAGAUAGACUUUCCGGACGGCAACUACAACAAGCACGUCGGCCGAGCCAUCUUUCUCGACGUGGAACUCGACGGCAGCUUGCUGCCCGUGUUUCCGAUGUGCUUCGAUGCGAAGUGCGUCAACUCGAGCAUCCUGGUGUACCACGGGAACCAUCUGCACGACCUGCAGAUCGACUUCAAGGACGACCACAACGAUGCGUGGCACUUUGUGGUCCCGGACCGUUCAAACUGGGCCACGCAAACGAUCACACUCCGGGGCGGCGACUUCAAUCUCGACGGUUAUCCGGAUUUGCUGGCCACGCUCACCAAAACGGGUGACCAGAUGCAAACCUUUCUGCUGGAGAAUGUGCCGUGCGAGAAGAGUGCCUGCAAUCACAUGACCCGCACGUUCGCCGUCCGGUGGAAAGCGUUGGCCCCGUUUUCAAACGGAACGAUGAUCGGUUCGUUUUUCGACUUCUACAACGACGGCAUCCUGGAUGCGAUCUUUGUCGAGCGGUACGGCAACAGCACCCGGCCGGUAGCGUUCCGUAAUUCUCUCGAUUACGAUGCCAACUUUGUGAAGGUGAUCGUGCUGACGGGGCUCAGCAAUCGGAGCGGACCGAAGAAACUGACGCCACUCGGGCGAAAGAAACGUACAUUCGGUACGAACCUACCGGGGCCACGGAUCGAGUACAACACGACGACGCAGGACGGUGAGCCACAGCACGGCGCAUCGGCCCAGCUCCCGCAGUCGGCAUACCUUUCGUUGCACCUUCCGUUCACCACGUUUGGGUUGGGCCGGACACCGAACUUUGUCGAUACGCUUACGGUGGGACUGUCGAACCAUUCGCGCACCUGGACGCAGCUUAUUCCCAACUCGCAGAUGAUCGUCGUCCCGAACCCGAUCGAGGAGCCGGAACGGUGGAAGGCGCAACUAUUCGUGACACCGAGCAAGCUGAUCCUGAUGAGCGUCAUUGCGCUCAGUGGCAUCUGCCUGGUAAUACUGCUGCUGAUUCUCAUCCUGUACGCGAAGGAGAAGCGCGAAGAUCGAAUACAGCGAUCACUUGAAGCGCAUCGAUUCCAUUUUGACGCAAUGUAAGUGAGAGCCAGAGAGACCGCGAAGCAGAUCGAAUAGUCUUCUUACGAGUACGCUGUGUUAAAUGGGCGGCAGGCGCUUCGGGAAGGAGCUCCCGGCUAAGGCUAACAACUGUUUCUAUACUGCGAUAUACACCUAGUUGAUAACUACACUACUUUAAAAGUUCUUUUAUUUCCCUUUUCAUCAACACUUUCUCAAACCGUUGACAAGCGUGUCUUUUCGAUUUUGUAUCUUUUGAAAAACCUAUUUUCUGUAAGCAGAAGUAAACCCCCUAUUUAUUGUAUGUGAACGCGUGAAUAAAG